This is a messenger RNA of Serpula lacrymans var. lacrymans S7.9, 349 nucleotides long. RefSeq lists its product as uncharacterized. The record is from RefSeq and is a predicted model, not a curated record. The transcript is spliced from 3 exons. The coding region runs from base 131 to 349 and encodes 72 amino acids. NCBI's taxonomy places the organism in Eukaryota, Fungi, Basidiomycota, Agaricomycetes, Boletales, Serpulaceae.
ACAACGAAGGUCGACCACGGACCGCAAGUGGACCCCUUCUUACUGCAUCGAGGAGCAACCCAUCGAGCGCCACACUGGAAAAAAAAGUUUAUGUGGCUUGUGAUUCAGAUUGCGAGUCGGCCGAGUGCGUAUGGCAAUCUGGUGUGCGAGUGGAAAUAACCUGUCAAGCACGUCAAGUGUAUGGAUGGUUGAUAUUCGAGACGACAUAGAUAGGCAAGGAACAGGCAUAGUUAAUAACCGGGAAGAGACCGCACGGCGCGGAUGCUUGAAGAAAAUGAAUAGUGGGGAUACGUUCUACCGAAUUGUCCGGACUUUUAUUCAUUAUCACCACGGAGGAUCAACAACAUAA